This is a messenger RNA of Paralichthys olivaceus (Japanese flounder), 4177 nucleotides long. RefSeq names its product cdc42-interacting protein 4 homolog. Lineage: Eukaryota; Metazoa; Chordata; Actinopteri; Pleuronectiformes; Paralichthyidae. Gene Ontology annotation, molecular function: protein binding. Gene Ontology annotation, biological process: signal transduction. The record is from RefSeq and is a predicted model, not a curated record.
CUCUCUCUCUCUCUCUGGCUGCUGGGAGGCACAGGACAGCCAAGCGUCCGUGCCAAGGAAAGGAGAAGGCGUAGACUUCCUCCAAACAUUUCCUCCGCCAUCUCCGCUUGCGAGACUCAAACAAAAAAAAAGAUAGAGAAAAGUUUUCUGGGAUCUUCUGUGAACGAGAGGACUUCUUUCCUUUCCUCUCCUCCGUCACCUGGGCGAACCGACACAGGAGUAUUCCUUCUUUGAAUCUUUUGAAAGUGUACUUCCCCUCCUCUGGACGUGUUCGCAGACAUGGACUGGGGCACAGAUCUGUGGGACCAGUAUGACGUCAUUGACAAACACACACAGUCGGGCCUCGACCUGGUGGAGCGCUACAUAAAGUUUGUGAAGGAACGGACGGAGAUAGAACAGAGCUACGCCAAGCAGCUCAGGAGUCUAACAAAGAAAUAUGCAAAACGAGGGAGCAAGGAAGAGCAAGACUGCAGAUUCAUGAAUCACGCAUCUUUCCAGGAGAUCCUGAACGAGCUGAACGACUACGCCGGCCAACGAGAGCUCAUCGCCGAAAACAUGAUGAUGGGCAUCUGCGUCGAACUCACCAAGUACCUCCAGGACAUCAAAUCUGAGCGGAAAACACACCUGUCGGACGCCAAGAAGGCCCAGCAGAAUUUAGAGAGCAGCUUUAAACACCUAGAAAGUACUAAGAAGCGCUUUGCAAAGGAAUGGGCUGAGGCAGAUAAAGCCACACAACAAUCGGACAAGAUAGAAAACGACCUCAAUGCCACCAAGCUCGAUGUCGAGAAAGCCAAGCAGCAUGCCCAUGCCCGCACGCACGCGGCGGAGGAGUGCAGGAAUGACUACGCAGCACAGCUCCAGAAGUACAACAAGGAACAGAACUUCUUCUACUACACAGAGAUACCACAGAUCUUCAAUAAAAUGCAGGACAUGGAUGAACGGAGGAUCCGGCGGCUGGCGGAGGGAUACUGCCAGUUCUCGGACAUCGAAAAGAAAGUGCUGCCCAUCAUCUCCAAGUGUCUAGAGGGAAUCUCAUCAGCGGGGGUGAAAAUUCAGGAGAAACAGGAUUCCUUACUGUUCAUAGAGCAGCACAAGUCUGGCUUUGAGCGACCUGGAGAUGUGGAGUUUGAAGACUACACCCAGGGAAUCAAACCAGCAACCUCCGACUCCAGUCUCAACCCGCCCAAAGUGCGCACCAAGCUUUGGCCUUUCAGCAAGAAGCACAAGAUAUCUCAUGCUGAAAAGCACAUGCCGGCGGCUACGGAGGAUUUCUCUCACCUUCCCCCGGAGCAGAGGAAAAAGAGGCUGCAAGCGAAGAUCGAUGAAAUCGCCAAAGAGCUGCAGAAGGCGCAGGACCAAAGUGAAGCGCUGGAGAAGAUGAAGGGCGUGUACGAGCAGAAUGCACAGCUGGGAGACCCGUCCAGUCUGGAGCCUCAGAUCACAGAGACCACCCAGAACAUCGGUCGCCUGAAGGGGGAGCUCACCAAAUAUGAGUCGUGGCUGUCGGAGGCAGUGGGAGGAGAAGAAUCCUCCAACACCAUCAACAAUAAUUCUCAACAUGGCAUUGUAGGAGCUGACCAGUCCCAUAACAUCUACACAGAGUUUGACGAUGAGUUUGACGACGUAGAACCUCCCAUUGGCCAGUGCGCGGCUCUCUACACCUUUGAAGGCAACAGCGAGGGCACCAUUUCCAUCACGGAGGGAGAGCUGUUGAGUGUAAUGGAGGAGGAUAAAGGAGACGGGUGGAUGAGAGUCCUCAGAGCCAGUGGGGAGGAGGGAUAUAUACCAUCAUCCUAUGUCAAAGUCACUCCUUAACACACACACAGUACAAACAUACACAAACUCACACACACACACGCAGUAAACAUUUAAAGCUUGUGAUGGAGGCGAAGCAAAACGUGAUUAAUUGGAGCAGUUCCCUACAUCCUUUAUCUCAGCAUGUGACAUGUACAGUGAGAUGGUUAAAGCGCUUGUUGUCACGGCCGGUCGCCACGACACACACUCCCUGUCUCUGCUCGCCGCGGCCGUCUCCGAACUCGGACCGCCAGUCCCGUCGGCUCGUUAUAGAUUUUUAUUUUUUAAACCAAACUUCUGAAUGUAUACCUGAACUUUAUUUUGUCACCGUGCUAAAAGUGACGACUCGUGCGACGUGUUCAGCUUCACAGCAGCCUGACGCUGUCUCUGUGUCAGUAUAUCGCCCACUCCUCCUUCACGCUGCUGUUUCUAAUCACCUGCUGAACUUUUCCUUUUUUCAACUCCGGUCUUCUGCUAAAACCUCUUUCCUGAAGCGAUAAUGUGACUUUUUUUUUAUCAUAGUGAUGUUUGAUGACUUUGAACUGGAUGAAAACCACUACCCUCUAGAGAGUGCACUAAAUAUAAUAUCUCUCAAUGGACUGUCACAGUAAAGGAUAGACUCACGUUUUACAUUCUUUUAAAUAUCUGUCUUCAAACAAUAUUCAGGUGCCCGUAUGAAACAGAAACAGUUUUCGCUUGCUGUCACCAUUUUCUUUUACUGGUCUGCAAAGUGUAUUCUGAAGUAUUUCUGAAGCUCAUGUGAAGCUUCAGCCGUCUGACCGAGACGCUUCACAAGUUCGACAGCCUCUCGAUUCAUUGUUUGUGUCACUGUCACAGCAGCUGAGCACACUCUGUGCAGCAGAGACUCAUUCUGGAGGAUAGCAAGUCAAACGUCUGACAAAUUAAAGCAACACCAUGUCACUUUUACUGAGCAACAGCGCCCUCUGCAGCUAGACUUGGUGAUUACUUCUGUUGGGUUCCGUGGCCGAGUGAUUAAUGGGUUGUAUGGUCUCACUCGCUGAACUGAAACACAACUGAACGGUGCAUAUUACCCAUGCUCCUCGACUUCCUGCCACCAAAGUCUGUUUAGAAUUCUCCACAUUUAAGAAGUUUCCGGGCUGAAUAUCAGUUUUUAGUUUUGGUUUUUAAUGACUUGUAAGUCUAUUUUAGCUGAUCUACAGUUCAGCUCUACUCUUCAACUCGCUGAACCUGAUCCUGACUGUUGAAGCUGCGACUUUGUCAGUUCCUCACUUCUCACAGGAGUUCGCACCGACCCACCCUGAACGUCUGUUCUUUCAACUUUGGUGAGUGCGUACGAUUUCCUGUGAGGAACUGACAGAAAGAAAGAGUAAACAUUCUCCAUAUUCCAAGUCAGUGAAGCAUCAAAAUCAUUUUAGUUUAAAUAGCUAAGAGGUUGCAUAGUGUUGCUUUAACUUGUCAGAAUAUAUUUUCUCUCUUAAAUUCAAAGUGAUUCUUUAUUGGCUGAUAAGUAAAAGAGGAGUCACUACAGGAAGCAAAAACUGUUCUGGUGAGUAUGUGGACGUGUGAUUGUUUUUAGAUGUGAACCCAACUUUUAACUUUAUAUAAUAUAUAUAUCCCAGUUUCUCUUCUACAUUUGCAAGAAAACCUUCAUUGCGAUGUUUUUGUGAAAUUUAAAAGCACAAAAUGAUCAAAGUUCAAAUAGAGAAUUUAUCAUUUUAUAAUUCCUGUGAACUGUCUGUAUUUGAGGUUGCGGCCUCAGUGCUGCUCCAGAGAUCAUUACUUAGCACUGACGUUAUGGAAUCUGAUAAUAGGUGCAACUCAAAGUUAGAUAAUAGGCAAUUAUUCAGUUUCGCUUUCCACUGUUGCACAAACGUGGCUGGGAUCUCGUUAGAGCGAGUGGUGCUCUGACUAUUCUUUUUUCUCCAUGUUUUGGUUUGACAUUUUUUAACCACCAGUUUUUAUAUUGUGAGUCUCCAGACCUCCAGAUUAGCACUCCUCUUCUUCUCAAAUGCUCAGUUGCCAUAAGAAAAUACUGAAUUUUAAAAGAAUCAGUGAGAACAGGAUGGAUUUCAAUGGAAAGAAAUGGGAGUUUUGAGAUUUAGCUCCUCAUUCAAUCACGGCCAAGGGCGACAAGUUUUAAAGAAAUGUUCAAGAUAUGUUUGAAUGUCGUUUUAAGAAACACUUCACUGAAAAAGAUUCAUCAGACUCGUCUGCACCGUGAAGGUCAAACAUUCAAGAGAGGCAACAAGAAGCAACAAGAUUUUUGACUGGAGACAAACAGUUUACACUUCUCUUUCUGUACCAUCCUGUCCUGCACUAAUAUUUAAGGGGUUUUAUUUUACAAUCCAUUUUUAAAAAGAAAACAAAUGUAUUUACUUGUAUUUUGAGUCAUAAAUUGGGA